Messenger RNA from Ipomoea nil (Japanese morning glory), 2196 nucleotides. Its product is annotated as CBL-interacting protein kinase 2-like. Gene Ontology annotation, molecular function: protein kinase activity; ATP binding. Gene Ontology annotation, biological process: signal transduction; protein phosphorylation. Lineage: Eukaryota; Viridiplantae; Streptophyta; Magnoliopsida; Solanales; Convolvulaceae. The transcript is spliced from 2 exons. Bases 653 to 1927 code for a protein of 424 amino acids. The record is from RefSeq and is a predicted model, not a curated record.
GAGUUGCAACGUGGACUCAGAGGCGGUGGAGGCUUCCUCUCUCCACCCUGGUUCCUCCAUAACAGCAACAAAAUUACAAAAAAAUGGUACAGUAACUAUACGGCGUCGCCACUUGUUUCUCUCUCUCUCUCUCUCUCUCUCUCUCUCUCUCUCUCUCUCUUGUCAGCUUCUCUUACCCUCUGUCUUCAGACCCACAACCAAAUUUCCAAGCUUUCUGCGGUUUUUUCUCAUCUUCAAAAGCUCCCUAUCAAGUUGCUUUGCUUAGGUUCAUAGACAGUGGCCAAUGGCAUGUCGUUUCAGCACUUUGUGGGGAUCUUUUGAAUAGAGCAGAACCAAAGAAAGGAAUGCUGAAAGAUGUGCUUGAGCAUCGGGGAACCAUAUUUUGAUGAUAUGCAUGAUGUCUGUGACUUGAUAGAGGCGUUCUCCUUCCUUGAUAAGACUUAGCCCGAGCAUCUUGAUUGUAUCUCCUCCUUGACUACUACCCUUUGCGAGAUGCAAAAUAGAGUAGCAGAAUCUCAGUUGCCGCUGGUGUUAAUGUCUCACCUGUGCGAGGAUGGUCGAGCUCGACUAAUUUCCAACCUUCCUUCUUCAUAUUGGUUCUACUAGCCAGAGCGAGGACGGUAUUUUGUUGAGGUUUAGGUUUUGUGUUUUGAUGGCUUAUGGAGGGACUUCUCUUAUGGAGAGAUACGAAUUAGGAAGGUUACUGGGGCAAGGCACGUUUGCUAAGGUUUACUAUGCUAGAAGCAUCGUGACCGGACAGAGUGUUGCCAUUAAAGUCGUGGACAAGGAGAAGAUUGUGAAGGUUGGGCUCAUGGAUCAGAUAAAGCGGGAGAUAUCUAUUAUGAGGAUAGUAAGGCAUCCUAACAUCAUCUUACUUCACGAAGUCAUGGCGACGAAAACCAAGAUUUAUUUCGUAAUUGAGUUAGCUAAAGGGGGCGAGCUCUUCAACAAGGUGGCUAAAGGGAAGCUAAAAGAAGAUGUUGCGAGGAAAUAUUUUCAGCAGUUGGUAAACGCGGUUGAUUUCUGCCACAGUAGAGGCGUCUAUCAUCGAGAUUUGAAACCCGAGAACUUACUCUUAGAUGAAGACGAGAAUUUGAAAAUCUCUGAUUUCGGUUUAAGUGCUUUUGCUGAGUCGAAGCGUGGGGAUGGACUACUUCACACCACCUGUGGGACCCCAGCCUACGUCGCGCCCGAGGUCAUCAACAUGAAAGGCUAUGACGGGGCAAAAGCCGAUAUCUGGUCCUGUGGGGUCAUCCUAUAUGUUAUGCUGGCUGGUUAUCUCCCAUUUCAUGAAUCGAAUUUGAUGGAAAUGUAUAGGAGGAUUGCAAAAGCCGAGUUCAGAUGCCCCAAUUGGUUUCAACCCGAGAUUCGCAGGCUACUUUUGAGAAUACUGGAUCCCUGCCCCGAUACUAGAAUUACGAUUGCAAGAAUUCGGGACCAUCCAUGGUUCAAAAGAAGAAUGACCUCCAAUGCAAAAACCAAGUUCGCCGCUUCCCAGAUUGUUGCAAAGGACAAACAAGAGGUGCCAAGAUUACCAAACUUGAAUGCAUUUGAUAUAAUCUCCCAUUAUACCGGCUUUGAUUUGUCCAGAUUGUUCGAGGAAAGUUGUCUGAAGAAACAACAUAGGUUCACUUCCAUGAAACCUCCAUAUCUCAUCAUAUCUAAACUCGAGGACAUUGCCAAACAUAUGAAGCUGAAGUUGACCAAAAGGGAUGCGGGGCUUUUGAGGUUCGAAGGAACAAAGGAAGGUAGAAAGGGCAUCUUGUCCAUUGAUGCUGAAAUCUUUGAGCUCACUCCUGCUCUUCAUUUGUUAGAGGUUAAGAAAUCGAACGGGGAUACAUUAGAAUACGAUAAGAUAAUGAAUGAUUGCAUAAGACCUGGACUUCAAGAUAUUGUUUGGACCGAACAGAAUGAUAUUACAAAGUAGCCAAUUAUCAGUGGCAUUUGAAGAACCAGCAAACUCUAUAACAGCAGCAGAAACUGGAUUAGUUAACCUUGGUUCUCAUACAAUUUGCAAAGCUUUCAUGCAAUCUUAUACUUGUACAUUUCUCUUGUUUAUAAGGCUUGUAUCCUUCAUGGGUUCCUUUAUUUUUUUUUAUGGACUCAGAUCAUACAAACCUUCUGGAGUUUCUGCCUUGUUUACCUACUCAUGAGGAUUGAAAAUCAAACUACAUUCAUGGCUUAAUUCUGCUGAAA